Tuber aestivum (summer truffle) is the source of this 1222-nucleotide messenger RNA. The record is from the annotation of a GenBank genome assembly. Lineage: Eukaryota; Fungi; Ascomycota; Pezizomycetes; Pezizales; Tuberaceae.
AUGACAAACGUCGGGGGAAUCGAGGAUGUGAGUUAUCCUUUCGUUUGGUUCUGAGUCUUGGCUGGUUGAUUGGAUACCUUGCUGGCUAGCUAGAUCCCCUGCCUCCCCUCCGCUCCCCCAUAUUCUCACUGCUGCAUCGCUUUCGUGUCCCCUUCCCCGAGGAGAUUAGAGAGGAGAAGAUUAUUCCCUUCUGACAAACAUGCCAUCGCACAGGAAGAUUCCGCUUCUGCGAAACGCGUGAUGAUUGCUGGAGCCUUUGCUGGUCUUGUAUCACGGUAUUCCUUUCUCUCCCCUCGAAUAAACCGGCCCUGACUCCCCGACCUCCAGGUUCGUCAUAGCCCCCCUAGACGUUAUAAAGAUUCGCCUCCAACUCCAACCAAUCCCAACCUUCACCCCAACCACCGCCUCCUCCACCCCCGCGUCGGCGCCGCCGCCACUACCCCUCUACCGCGGUUCCCUACCCACCCUCCUCCGCAUCCUCCGGGAGGAAACAAUAACCGGUCUGUGGAAGGGCAACAUCCCAGCAGAACUCCUCUACGUAACCUACGGUGCCGCCCAAUUCCUCACAUAUCGGCACCUGACCUCAACGCUCGACUCGCCCUUCUACGCCCUUCCCCCGUCGCUCAAACACUUCAUCUCCGGCGGCCUCGCCGGUGCCGCCGCGACCACACUCUCAUAUCCCUUCGACCUCCUGCGCACACGCUUCGCCGCCCAGGCCAACGGUGACCGCAGAAUCUACACCUCCAUCCUCCACUCCAUCCACUCCAUCCGCCGGAGCGAGGGUUACGCCGGCUUCUUCCGCGGCUGGGGCGCCGGGGUGGCGCAAAUUGUGCCGUAUAUGGGGCUCGUGUUCAUGACGCACGAGGCGACCAAGAAGGCCCUCCGCGACAAGCUCGGUUCGAACUCUAAAACCCUGGACGCGGUCUCGGGAGGGCUCUCCGGAGUCAUCGCGAAGACGGGUACGUUUCCGCUGGACCUUAUCAGGAAGCGACUGCAGGUUCAGGGUCCCACGAGGACUAGAUAUGUCCUUGGCGACCGGUUACCCGUUUACACGGGGGUUUGGAGGACAGCCGGGGACGUUAUCAGGGCUGAGGGCGUACGGGGAUUGUACAGAGGACUCGUGGUCUCGCUGGUGAAGGCGGCGCCGUUGUCCGCGGUCACGAUGUGGAGUUUUGAGGUUGGCAUGGAGGUGUUGAAGGGGUUAGAUGAACGCGAGGGCUAG